CGAACUGCAAACCAGGAAGCGGCUGCACUGACUCGCGGAUCAAAACAAAAAAGUUUUCGCUUCUAUUUUUACUUUUUUAAUCCAUCAUGGCUUCCGAUCCUGAAGCAGAGCCAGAUAAAGAGAUGUGGAUUAAAACUCGAGAGGCAAUGGCACAUUUCCGGAAGCUACUUUUGUGCUCUAAAUGCUCGAACCUCCUGACUGAGCCGGUGUGUCUGGGAGUCUGUGAGCAUCUGCUGUGCAGGUCAUGUGCUGGUCCUCGUGUGGGAGACGGCUGCAGUGUGUGUCUCAGUCCCGCCUGGGUGAAAGAUGUCCACAUUAACAGACAGAUCAGUAACAUCACGCAGCUCUUCCUGCAGCUGGAGGCUGUGCUCUGUCCCUCUGAGGGCUCAGCGCCUCCUACUGAGUCUCCAGCACCCUCGACAGAACCCACGGUCCUCACCAAGAAGAAGAACUUCAAGAUCUGGUUCAGUCCAAAGAGCCGCAAAGUGCGAUGUCGAGCGGAGAACGCAGCCGAUUCGAACUCGUCCGUGCCGCCACACUCCGAACCUGGCGUCCUGUCUGUCUUCAACUUCACCUCCUCCUCGCAGGAUUCGGGCUCCUCCACACCUCCCCGGGCGAGAACGGGAACUGACCAGAAGAAAAAGAAGAAGAAAGGACGAAAGAAAAUAAAGAAGGUCAUUAGGAAGCAAAUCCAAGGCACCAGGAUUCAGAACAAGGAGAAGAAGAUGAGGCUGGAGGCCGUGAACCAGCAGUGGGGGUUUGGGAAAGAUGAUGCCAUGGAGGACGAGGAGGACAAGAAUGAGGCAAGGAGUGGGAAGAGGGUGUCCUUCCAGUGUCCUUUCAGUGGCGCUAAACAGGAGGAGGUUCAGGACGUUCCUCAGGGUGAGAAUCAAGUCUUCAGUCCGAAGAGACAGAGGAGGAGCAUCCUGAAGGACGGGAUGGAGAAGCCACCUGAUCAAGCUCUCUCUGAGAUCCAACAACCUCCUUGUUCUUCUCCGAAAAGAUCCAGACCGCAAGAUGGAAGUCCAGAGAGCACCCCAAAGCGUCCCAGACUUUCUCCAGGCCAGAGGGCGAGGAGGAGGAGAUCGGGUCUGUCUCCACUCACCUCUCCAUCUUCCAGCAUUCCUGAAAAAUCCAUAGAGGAAAGGAAAGAGAAGGAAAGCCCAGGGAACUCUCCUGCCAGUGCGAGGAGCCAAGCUAGCCCCGCCUACAUGAAGAGGAACCAUAAAGGAGAGACACCUCUGCACCUCGCCGCCAUCAAGGGUGAUGUGGAGAUGACCAGAGAGCUCCUGGAGCAGGGAGCAGACCCCAACCUGAAGGACCACGCUGGCUGGACCCCACUGCAUGAGGCGUGUAACCUGGGUCACGUGGGUGUGGUGGAGCUGCUGGUCCAGCAGGGGGUGCUGAUCAACACACCCGGCUACGAGAACGACUCUCCGCUACACGACGCCGUGAGGAACGGACACGCUGCUGUAGCUAAAGUGCUGCUGCAGCACGGAGCCUCCACCACUGUACUGAAUAUCUUUGGCCUUCGUCCUGUCGACUAUGCUGCGACUGCAGAAAUGCGUGAGGUCCUAAGUUUGGUCCUUGAGGCACCUCAUGCUACAAUGACACCAGUGAGCUCUCCGGCGAAUCUGUCAAAGUCUCCAGCUCUGAUGAAGAAAGAAGUCCAGGUCAGGCUGAUCGGUAGUAAACUGACGGCAGCUCAGCAGAACCAGCUGACCAAAGCAGCUCGAGUCCUGGGAGGAAAACGAGUCGAGACUUUCUCCAGCGCAGUCACACAUGUGAUGGUACCGUAUGGACCCAUGCCUUCCACCCUCACCGUCCUGCAGGGAAUCCUCAACGGCUGCUGGGUUUUAUCGUUCACAUGGCUGGACCAGUGUCUGCAGCAGGGCCGUUGGAUGGAUGAGAGCGGGUUCGAGGCGGGCGACGGUCCACGGAGGUCUCGAGCGAAUAGAGUCAGUCUGCUGCCUCCUCUGUUCAACGGCUGUUUCUUCUAUCUGCUCGGCUCCUUCCACAAGCCUCCGAGAGACGGGCUGGUGCAGCUGGUGAAGGUCGGAGGAGGUCAGCUGCUCAGCCGACAGCCCAAAGCUGACAGCGACGUGACUCAGACGGUGAUGGCGGCAGCGUACCACGCUCGGCCCGACUCGGAUCAGGCGUUCUGCACUCACUACAUCCUGUAUGAUCCGCAGAGCUCGAGCAGACCCGGACCGGUCCGUCUGGGCAAAGUGUGGUCAGCUCCUUCGUCAUGGCUGCUGGACUGCAUCAAGGCCUUCAGCCUGCUUCCUGUCCCCGAGCUCUGACUCGUUUAUUACGCCUCGUAUACUUUUAAGCCUAACUGACAGGACGCAGGUCAUAAAUAUAAAUUCUCAGCACUGAUCUGCAUUGCUGAGUAAAUUUUAAAAAAAUAUCACAGGCCUCAUUCUGUGGAAAUAUUUUCCUUCAUCAAACUGAACAAAAAUUUAGUGUUUAGUAUAAAUUGCUCAAAAAGACUCCAAUUAAAUUCAGGUUGUGUUCCAAACUGAUUUUCAUUUAGCCACGCCCACAAAACUCCAUAAAAGGAAAGCUCACAGAGAGCUGAAAACAAAAAUCGGUGAGAGAAGCGUCUCCUCGGUGCGUCACGCCUUAAAUCUUCCAGCAGUUUAGCUAACACAGACACGCAUUAAACCUUCCUCCAUUCAUAGGGUGCCAUUACUUUUGUCCUAAUUAAAUAAUGAUUUAUGGAUUUCUUAAAGAUCACAUUUUUCUUAAGUGAUUAAUAUAAAAUGUCUGAGUUUAUUGAAUUAGUGUUUAAAGCAUUAAACACUCGUAAUCUGUACAUAUAAUGUUGAUCAUGUGUUCAAGAUUCACGAGUCAGUUUUCUUAAACAGAAAUUUACAUUUUUUUUUUUUUUUAAGUUUUUCAUGAACACUACUACACUUUUUGUAUAAAAGCUCCUGCGAAGGAAUUACGAAUAUUUUUGUUCGUAUCCAGUUUUAUAAGGCCAAUUGUAGAUCAAUUAUCUGUAUUAUUUUUUUUUUUUUUUUUUUUUUU
Molecule: messenger RNA, 3033 nt
Organism: Hemibagrus wyckioides
Lineage: Eukaryota; Metazoa; Chordata; Actinopteri; Siluriformes; Bagridae
Gene: bard1
Product: BRCA1 associated RING domain 1
Exons: 11
Coding region: 87-2303 (738 amino acids)
Molecular function (GO): protein binding
Source: RefSeq, a predicted model, not a curated record